ACGAUACUUUGGAUUCUUUGAACCGGCGAACAGAUUUGGAAAGAUGUGCUUGAUUCAUGGUUCAACUAUGGAUUGUUUGAAUAGGCGAACAGAUCUGGAAAAGGAUGCUUGAGACUCAUGACAUUUACAAAUUGAUUUUAUAUUUCUUCAACACAUUUUCGGAGAGACAGUAAAGAUGAGUAGGCAAAUUGUUCGAGGGUUUAUUUUAUUUAAGUAGCGUUUCUAUAUUUUUCAAAUUCCAACUGCAAUUACGAUAACUGAAGUUACAGGUUGAAAGUAAUUAUAAAUAGCUGUUCCCAUACUCCUUUGAGAAGUACAUUAAAUUUUGAUUCAAUCCAUACAUUGUGAGCUUUUACUUGCUUUUCAAUGGCUCCUCCACCUACAGUUGCAAUUCCCCAGGUUUCUGAACAAGAAGCCCAGAUCGAGAAGCUAAAACUGUAUGACAUAAUGCUGGGCUCAGCCAAGCCCAUGGCUGUGAGAGCUGCUGUUUUGCUGAAUAUUCCGGACAUAAUUGCUGAGGCUUCAGGCUGUCUUAGCGUAGAAGAAAUUGGUGCUCAUAUUUCAGCGUCCACCGGCAAAGAAGAAAGCCCCCCGCACAUAGAAUAUCUGUUUCGUCUUCUGAGAUUUCUAGCCUCCCAGGAAGUCUUUAGUGAGAUCCCACACCAGGAGGACUUCAGGCAAACUAGAUAUGGCCUCACAGGCCUCUCUAAAUUACUUGUUAAGGAAACAAGAAAAGGAGGUGUGUCGGUGCAAAACUAUGUUCCAUGGUUGUUGGCAUUCAACAAUGAUAGUUCCCUCAAGGGAUGGCUGCAUCUGCAUGAGUCUGUGUUAGAAGGGAGCAGCGCCUUCAGUAAGGCUUUUGGUAUGAGUUAUUGGGAGUACGUUGCAAACAAUCCUGAAGCGAACAAGACAUUGAACGAGGCCAUGUCCUGUGACACUCGUGCUGUCAUGUCUAGUGUUGUCAAGAUUUAUGAGGACGGAUUUAAGAAGAUAAAUUCUUUGGUUGAUGUUGGGGGAGGUCUCGGCUCUGCCUUGUCCAUUAUUGUCGACAAUCACAAACACAUUAGAGGAAUUAAUUUCGACUUGCCUUAUGUCAUUGCUUCUGCACUUCCUAUCGCUGGAGUACAACAUGUGAGUGGCAAUAUGUUUGAACACAUUCCAUCAGCUGAUGCAAUUUUUAUCAAGUGGGUUUUGCAUGAUUGGAGCGAUGAUGAUUGUGUAAGAGUGUUGAGAAGGUGCUAUGAGGCUAUACCAGAAAAUGGAAAAGUUAUAAUCGUUGAUGCUCUUAUUGUUGAAGGAAAAAGAGAUGAAGAUAACAAAGAAAAUCUUCAAAGGGGAGUGGGCUUGGCAUUUGAUAUGGAAAUGAUGCUAUUGAGUACUGGUGGAAAGGAGCGAACAGAGAUGGAAUUUAAACAAAUUCUUAUCAAAGCGGGUUUUAAAAGCUACACCAUCUUCAAAUUACCAUCUAUUCAAAACAUUAUUGAGGCUUCCAAGUUCUAAACCAAUAGAGUGUUUGUUCUAUAGCCACAUUAAUAGUGAUGAAUUAGAUGCUCCAUGCAUACAUUCAAAGUACUUUGUUAUAAAUAAAUUACCAUCAUCACUUAAAGGAAUGAUAAAUGCAUCAUUCUUUUAGGGGAGAGUCAAUUACUUGUUCUUAGAGAUCUUUGGAUUGGUUUAGUUUCAAACCACCUUGAGUUAGUUGAUCUUUUGUUGUUCUUUUUCUUCCUUAAUAGUGAUGUGAGUGUUGUGGGUUGCUUCUACCCCAUGGGUUAUUGUUUUUUAUGGUGGCCAUCAAAGUAAUACUUUUUAUCAGUUUUCUAUAAGGUUCGGGGUCCUUUCAAAACCUACCUUUUAUCUUCUAUAAAAAAUGGUUUUUAAUUGUACGCA
Molecule: messenger RNA, 1887 nt
Organism: Cryptomeria japonica (Japanese cedar)
Lineage: Eukaryota; Viridiplantae; Streptophyta; Pinopsida; Cupressales; Cupressaceae
Product: (R,S)-reticuline 7-O-methyltransferase
Exons: 3
Coding region: 367-1500 (377 amino acids)
Biological process (GO): methylation
Molecular function (GO): O-methyltransferase activity; protein dimerization activity; S-adenosylmethionine-dependent methyltransferase activity
Source: RefSeq, a predicted model, not a curated record